CAACAAAUAAUAAUUGUACCACAUAUAUAAAUUCGUUUGCCGCCCUGCCCUAGGCUCCGAGCCUCAGACACCCCGUAUUUUUUCACCCUUUGAAGAAAGCUCGUCAAAGAAACAUACUUGAAGGAAGUUCUGUUCUUUCAAUUUUCAACUAAACUCGUUAUCAAGACGCCUUCCCUUAAUGUUGCUCAAGAGUAAAGCUUAUACGAACCAUGCUGUUCAAGGAACCACUAAACCCCUUAGCUCUCUCUCCUCUCUAUUCACCAAAGACCCUCGUCAAAAUUCUUCACAAAAACCCAAACCCAGAUUUCAAAACCCAGAAAAAGGCCACCUUUCGAGUCCCAAAGAGUUCGAGUAUUUCGUCAGGCAUCAGUGUAAAUCAGGUAAAAUCAACCUCAAUGAUGCAGUCACCUACUUUGACAGGUUGACUUAUGAAGGAAUUAAGCCAAAUUUGUAUACUUUAAGCAUUUUGAUGAGAUGUUGUCAAUUAAGGCAAAUAAAUUGUGGGUUUUGUGUUUUUGGUGAGAUUAUAAAGAGGGGAUUCGAGCCGGAUUUAGUUACUGUUAGUAUUUUGUUGAAGGGUCUGUGUGCGAAUGGUAAGGGUUUAGAUGCAGUUCAAGUUUUUGAUAAAAUGCGUGAAAGUGGAUUCCAAGGGGAUGGUGUUACGUUUGGGAUUCUUAUUAAUGGCCUUUGUAAGAUUCGGGAGCCAGCUUUGGGUCUUGAAUUGCAUAGGAAGAUGGAAGAGAGCAACUAUGAGGGGACUUUGGUUACAUAUAGUAUGAUUAUUGAUGCUUUUUGUAAAGAUGGGAUGGUUGAUGAGGCAGUGGGUUUGUUUUUGGAAAUGGUUUCGAAAGGAAUUACUCCUGAUGUUGUUGUUUAUGGUUCUUUGAUCGAUGGGUUGUGUCGUUUAGGCAGGUUGAAAGAAGCUGUUAAUUUUUUUGAUGAAAUGGUUAGUGGAGGACUUACUGCAGAUUUGGUCAUGUAUAACUCUUUGAUUCAUGGUUUUUGCCAAGCCGGAAUGUUGGAAGAAGCUACAAAAAUUUUCAACUUGAUGGUUCGAAAGGGGAUUUCUCCAGAUGUAGUAACCUUCACAAUUUUGAUAGAUUGUUUAUGCAAAGAAGGGAAGAUGGGAGAAGCUCAGGGGAUACUUGAUCUGAUGAUUCAACAGGGGAAAGAGCCAGACAUACGAACUUAUAAUUCACUAAUAAGUGGAUUCUGUUCAACAGGUCAGUUAGAUGAGGCAACAAAACUUUUUGGGUUGAUAGCUGAUCAAGGUCUUGACCUCGAUGCUUUUAGCUACAAUAUAAUGAUUAAUGGCUAUUGCAAGAGUUGGAAGAUUGAUGAAGCUUUUCAACUGUUUCAAAAAAUGCAUGACAAGGGAAUUAAGCCCACUACAGUGACUUACAACACGCUUAUAGGAGCACUUUGCCAGGCAAGGCGAGUUAGCACUGCACAAAAGAUGUUCAACGAGAUGCAUGUUUAUGGUCAAUUUCCAAUAUUAUCUACAUAUACUGUCAUGUUGGAUGGGCUAUGCAAAAAUGGCCAUAUUGAGGAGGCAAUGGAUCUGUUUCAUUCCCUUGAAAGUACUGAGUACAAACCUGGUGUUGAGUUUUUCAGCAUACUUAUUGAUGGAAUGUGUAAAGCUGGAAGAUUGGAAGAAGCUAGGAAAAUGUUCAUUGAAAUCUCUGAGAAAGGUUUGGUUCCUGAUGUUGUGACAUAUAACAUAAUGUUCAGCGGCCUCUGCAGGAAAGGAAUGUCAUUGGAGGCUGAUAAAUUGCUAACGGAGAUGGAAGAAAAAGGUUGUUUGCCAGACUCCAUCUCAUUUAAUAUCAUUAUUCAUGGACUUCUACGGGACAAGGAGGUCCAAAGAGCAAUGAAUCGUUUAGAAGAAAUGCGUAGAAGGAAUUUCUCACCAGAUGAAGCAGUCACUUCAAAGCUGCUACGCCUUGCCAUGAAGGAUACAAAAUGUCAUGCAGCCCUUCAGUCACUUCCAGUUCCAGAUGUUAUCUGAAAAAGGUGGUGUUGCAUGUAACACUAAUACCCUGUGAAGCAAAAGAGAUUCUUCCAAGUUCAUUGAGUUUAUGCUCUCUGUACAUUAUUAGGGGAUUUUUCUUUCAGCACUCAUUUUUUGUUUGAACUUAUUUUUAGCAACUUCAAUUCUUUUACUGUAUAUUAACCACUUUUUCAUUUUUCUAGUAAAUACAAAUCAAAUGAUUUUAGUUCAUGAA
This is a messenger RNA of Theobroma cacao (cacao), 2225 nucleotides long. RefSeq lists its product as uncharacterized. Gene Ontology annotation, molecular function: protein binding; mRNA binding. Gene Ontology annotation, cellular component: mitochondrion. NCBI's taxonomy places the organism in Eukaryota, Viridiplantae, Streptophyta, Magnoliopsida, Malvales, Malvaceae. Gene Ontology annotation, biological process: RNA splicing; mitochondrial RNA processing. The record is from RefSeq and is a predicted model, not a curated record.